This is a messenger RNA of Rodentolepis nana, 840 nucleotides long. Lineage: Eukaryota; Metazoa; Platyhelminthes; Cestoda; Cyclophyllidea; Hymenolepididae. The record is from the annotation of a GenBank genome assembly.
AUGCCAACACGGAAAGCGAAUGGCGGUGUUCUGCCUAAACAAAUCGACACAUGUUCAGAAUCGGUUUUCGAAUCUUCAAAACAACUGUCUUUAUUACUUUCUCAACACAAAGGACGCAUAUUGAUUUACACAGGUGCUGGAAUUAGCACUGCGGCCAGGAUACCUGAUUAUCGAGGAACUCACGGGCUCUAUAAAAAACUCACUAAACGACAAAUUUUGACGUCAAAAAUCCGAUUGCCUGAAGCAACAACAGCAAGGCCAACCUUUACCCACAUGGCUAUAAGAGCUCUUGUAGAUAAUGGUUACAUUAGGCAUGUGGUUUCUCAGAAUAUCGAUGGUCUUCACUUAAGAAGUGGACUCCCGCUAGCAAAUCUUACAGAAAUUCAUGGUAACUUGUUCAAUGAGAAAUGCCAAUCUUGCCAUUCGGUUAUUUAUAGAGAUUUUGAUGCAGCAGAACUCACUGAAAAGAACAACCACUUUACUGGACGAGUCUGUCCCCUUUGUUGUGAUAAGGAAACUGCAGUAAAACUGCGAUCUUCAUUACUUCAAUUGGCUCAAACUUUCUGCCCUCGCAAGGGUUCAACGAUACCCAGUAUUUCUCAACUUAAAAAUGCUGCGGAGUCACUUUCCGAUAGUUACGCUCAAGAACAUGGUCGUGCUGCUCCAUUACUUCAAGAUACUUUGGUGCAUUACAAGGAGUUCUAUAGUCUUGAAAAUCGGGAUCGAGUUUUGAGAAAUCUCUACGGUUCGUGCCGAUUUUCGAACAUACUCACUGACGAAGAUUCUCGAACUGUUGACGGUAAAAGUGAAAAGAAAGAUUUUCCUGAGUCCACUUGGUAA